Cynoglossus semilaevis (tongue sole) is the source of this 2148-nucleotide messenger RNA. It is a transcript of the gene lpar6a, whose product is annotated as lysophosphatidic acid receptor 6a. The transcript is spliced from 2 exons. NCBI's taxonomy places the organism in Eukaryota, Metazoa, Chordata, Actinopteri, Pleuronectiformes, Cynoglossidae. Gene Ontology annotation, cellular component: plasma membrane. Gene Ontology annotation, molecular function: lysophosphatidic acid receptor activity. Bases 415 to 1518 code for a protein of 367 amino acids. Gene Ontology annotation, biological process: phospholipase C-activating G protein-coupled receptor signaling pathway; positive regulation of Rho protein signal transduction. The record is from RefSeq and is a predicted model, not a curated record.
UGUCUGCAGUUGAGUCACAAUGGAUAAAGAACGGUGUCUGAGCAGGAUGUGUGCUGAGUCUCGGGCCCUGAGGCUGUCACAGGGUGAAACAGGGAGCAGCAGAAUUUGAAGGAACUCAGUCUGGAGGAAGAGGAACAGAGAAGAAGAACAGAGGAGAGACCCCCAAGACCAACUGAAAGUUAGUGGAACAGGAGUUUCACUCCCCGUUGGCUCCUGGUGUGAAGACCAGUGUUUGUGGCUGUGGAGCAGAGUGAGACGUGGGAAAGUCAGGACAAGUUUGCUGCUGUGGAGCCGCAGAGGGACAGAAACCUCAGGACUAAAUUUGAAAGGAAUAAUGCCGUAAGAAGAAAACUACAGAGUGUUUGAUUCACACAGCGGCCUGGGAGACACAUUUGUUUGACUGAUUUAUCUGAAAUGUACAACGCUACGCUCUCCGCUAACACCUUUGACCCACCCUGGGCUGGAAACAUCUCAGCCAACAGCAGCCCCAACUGCACCAAGAACGAUGGGUUCAAGUACCCUCUGUACAGCACUGUCUUCAGCAUCGUGUUUGUGGUGGGUCUCAUCACCAACGUGGUGGCCAUUUACAUCUUCACCUGCAGCCUGAAGCUGAGGAACGAGACCACCACCUACAUGAUGAACCUGGUGGUGUCCGACCUGCUCUUCGUCUUCACUCUGCCUCUGCGGGUCUUCUACUUCAUCAAUCAGAACUGGCCCUUUGGCAGCAUGCUGUGCAAGGUCUCCGUCUCCUUGUUCUACACCAACAUGUACGGCAGCAUUUUGUUUCUCACCUGUAUCAGCGUGGACCGCUUCUUGGCCAUCGUGCACCCUUUUCGCUCCAGGACACUUAGGACUAAACGCAAUGCUCGUAUCGUGUGCACGGCGGUUUGGGUUCUCGUUCUGUCAGGGAGCCUCCCCACGGGAUUUCUGCUGCAGACCACGUCCCAGCAGAACAGCCAAUCAAACGCUACCUUUUGCUUUGAAAACUUUUCCUCCAAACAGUGGAAAUCGCACCUGUCCAAGGUGGUGAUAUUCAUCGAAACUGUGGGCUUCAUCAUUCCACUGCUCCUCAACCUCUGUUGCUCUAUCAUGGUGCUGCAGACUCUCAGGAGACCCCAGGCCAUCAGUCACGGAGGGAAACUGAAUAAAACCAAGAUCCUGCGCAUGAUUAUUGUCCACCUCUUCAUCUUCUGCUUCUGCUUCAUCCCCUACAAUGUCAACCUGAUUUUCUAUUCUCUGGUUCGCACCAAGACUUUAAAGGGCUGCUCGGUGGAGUCUGUCGUUCGGACCAUCUACCCAAUAGCCCUGUGCAUCGCGGUGUCCAACUGCUGCUUCGAUCCCAUUGUUUACUACUUCACGUCAGAGACCAUCCAGAACUCCAUCAAGAGGAAGUCUCAGAUUGGCCGAACGUAUGAUGUCAAGUUCUCCGAUGCCCUCCAGUCAGAAACCACUUCUAACCUACAGUUUAAUCUGAGGAACCUGAAAGCUAAAGUCUUCCACAAUGAAUCAUCAGUUUGACUAUGACGGCGGUUUUCACACUCGGGUUUUAAAUGUAUUUUUACCACAGCAAAUUAAAACAAACCCCUGCCUGAAUGGUAUUUUUUGCCAGUGCUUUCUAAAGCACAUGCCAAAGAAGUAUUAAAGUCUGAUGUGGGUCUUCGUCUCAGGACAAGUGUCUGGAGCUGUCGCAGACAGAGUAUUAUCGCCACACAUUACUGCAGCCCUUUGUUCUCAUCUGUGGAUUUCUCACUCUAUUUAUUGCUUCUUAUUGAUUUUUCUGCCCCCUUUCCUGUGGAAAUUGUGUUAAGAAGCACAAAGACUCUGCCACUGACCUGGAAGGGAAUGUGAUGGCUGGACACUAAUGAUGCAGCAUGUGCCUGUGUAUGUGGACAUUUCUGUGGUAAAAGGUGGUGCUAACUUUAGAGUAGCUCUAUUAAGUUAAUGUUAAGGUAAGAAGGAUGUUUUGUGUAGGGCUCUCUGUUGUGAGGUCAAAUAAAAAGGGUCACAUGAGUGCCUUUUAUUGUCCUCCUCCUGGCAUUUUACUGUAAAUGUUACAAGUUAAUUGCUAUUUAAUGCACUGACAUGGAAUUCCAGAUACUGCACUCACAACACAGUGAUGAAUAAAAGUCAUGUACUGUCUAAAACCAA